GCAUGUUACCAUCUUCACUUCGUUUGUUAGUUCUGAAAAGACAUAUAAAUCUUCAUAGAAAGACUUGUUUUGGUAAGGGUGAUAAUGGAUUCAGCAUGACAGUUGCACCUUCUGUCGGUAUGAUUGAUGAAAAAGUUAGAAUUCUACUAUGCGGACUUGAUGCCAAGCAAAUCGUGACACUUAUUGCAGAUGUAACAGAAAACGGAAUGAAGUUCGAAUCCCGUUGUGUUUAUCAAGCCGAUACAAAUGGAAAUGUAGACAACUUUACUGACGAGUCCAUUGGUGGUAGCUUUGUAGGAAUAGAACCUAUGGGUUUAUUUUGGAGUCUAAAAUGUAUCUCCGGACCCCAACGAUCUGCUCGACUGGUAAAGAAAGACGUGUGUACGCCAAUGAUCUUCGAUAUAAGGGUGUUUGCCGGGACACAAACUGGCUCUAACAUUUCUGUUCCACCUUUGGUUUUGACCAGAUUACAGAGACUAUACAAACAUCCAGGCGUGAGGAGAAUACCCCUAACAGGGAGAUUCAAGGGAACAAUUUUUCUACCAGAAGGAGACGGGCCUUUCCCAGGUUUAAUUGACAUGUUUGGAGGUAUUGUCAGUUUAAUUGAGACACGAGCCGCUCUUCUAGCAUCGCAUGGAUACGCUACCAUGGCAUUAUCGUACUUAUACGGAGAGGGACUUCCACAAAUGCUUAUGAGUACCGAUUUUAGCUAUAUAAAGGAAGCGUGUGAGUGGUUUAUGGAACAAGAUUUCAUUGACAAAAGUCGUCUUGGUGCGGUCGGAUUGUGUUUUGGAGGCUUUCUUUCGCUCGCUUUGGCAUCUGUAUUGCCUCAGAUUCGAGGCGUGGUGAAUGUAAAUGGCGUUACAGUGACAGCUGAAGAAAACUGCAUUGUUUGUGAAUCACCGGCUUGGCUUAAGAAGGAGAAAGUAUACAAUACUGACGAAGGAAUAGUUAUAGCAGACGUUUAUGACUGUGAUAAUCCUCGGACUGCCUGGCAACAUGGUGCAAAGAUUUUAGUGAUUGUGGGCGAAGAUGACAAACAGGUUCAUCCAAAGUGGCACACAUUUUUCUACGAGCAAUGUCCUUCUCAAUUCAAACAAAAUAUCCACAUCCACCGAUAUCCGGGAGCCGGGCAUAUGAUCGAGCCUCCAUACUCGCCACACUCAAGGGUGGUCACUCCAGGACGGAAACGAAUGAAAUCAAUUAAUUUUAUUUCAGAAAAAUUCUAUGAUGCAGAUAUGGUUGUAGGCGGAUGGCCUGAUAAACACGCAUUUGCUCAGGAAGAUUCUUGGAAUAAAAUAUUGACAUUUUUAGAACAAAAUGUGAAAAACCCAAGCUGAAAGACCAGAAUGAUGCCGACAAAACAUGCUUCAUUACGCUGUGUGUAUGAAAUCCAAAUGACCUUGAAGCGCCACGGAGAAGUCAUGUUAUAUAUUGAAAUUGUAAAUACUUUUGUAACAACUGGUUGUAAACUUCACAGAACCAAGAGCUCCGACUUCUUCCACCUGACCUUGUGCCCGCGCGCGUUCUUUUAUCGGUCUAGAGAAAGAAUAUAGCCUCGCUUAAGAUAUCCACUAUAUGAUAAAAUAUGCACAUAAUAUAAUAAUUCAUGCACAUAUUGACAUAAGAUGUCUAUACGAGAUUAUCUACAUAAUAUAAUAAAGUACAAAAUCACAUUUUAACAUAGCUCGAUUUUUGUCAAUUAAGGAAUCGAAGGAGAAAAGCAAACGUUGUAUAUUCUGCGAUAAACAACGGUCUACGCGCGAACCUGUGAGUGGAAAUUAUGACAUUAAUUAUGACGUCAAUAGUCGCAUGACUUCAAGUGCAUUACUAACCAGAUGAAUGAAGUUCAGCACAAGUUUUAUCAUGUUUUGAGGAUGAAAAUAAUCAACGCCUUCUUGUGAUUUAUAUUCUGAUUUACCAUGGUCCGUCGUUCAGAUCCCAGAUGUACAGUUUCGUUUGUAAAGCAAUGGUCCUUUCAUGUUUAGUUACUUAAGCUUACACUUUGAUGUGUGUGUGUCGAACUUCUCGAGCAUAUUGUUCAAUAUGUUACUAUUUCUGAAUCUCAUAUCUCCAAAGCCGAGAUGAUGAAAGUCGAAAACACGAUGGCGAAAGUCGAAAUCACGAUAGUGAAAACUCGAAACUAUGAUGGUGAAAGUCGAACUCACGAAACCACGAUGAUAAAAACACGCUUUUAUUUCACGUUUUCACCAUCGUGAUUUCCUGAUUUUAUCAUCGUGCUUUCGACUUUCGACAUUCGUCAUCGUAAUUUCGACUUUCGACAUCGUAGUUUCGACUUUCAUCAUCGUGGUUUUGACGUUCACCAUCGUAGUUUCGUGAUUUCGAAAGGUAUGGGGUUCAGGAAAAGAGUAGUCGAAACUAGUUUCGUGAUUUCGAAAGGUAUGGGGUUCAGGAACAGUAGUCGAAACUACGAUGAUGAAAGUCAAAACUACGAUGAUGAAAGUCGAAAGUUCGAUGGUGAAUGUCGAAACCACGAUCGUAAAUACAUGAAACCACGAUAGAGAAAAUGCGAAAUGAUAUCGCGUUUUCAACAUCGUGGUUUCGUGAUUUCGACUUUUACCAUCGUAGUUUCGUGACUUCGAGUUUCAUCAUUGUGGUUUAUACUUACAUCAUCGUAGUUUCGUGAUUUCGACUUUCGAGGUAUGGGGUUCAGGAAUAAAAAAUCGCGAUGAACACCGUAUUGAAUAUAUCAUACAGUUUUGUCACGCAGUCGAAAAAGAGCAUUGUCGGACAAGAUCGACAAAAUUGUAUUGUGUUUGUGUCACUUUGAAAUUUGACUUAUGAGGUCAUUUAAUUUAUAUCUUUUGUAAGGAAAAUACUAAUAGAUAAAUCUAUAAAAACAAACUUUAGAAGCAAAAGACAACAGGCUCGGUUUGAUCAAGUCUGUUACAUAACUAAUAUAAUGUCAUCGAACAAGUAAGUCCGUUUUACAUAUACGAACCGGAAACGAGUCCGAACCGAAGCAGUAUGCCACAUUUCGCACUUGACACACUUGGUCUUUCUUACCCUUUUCAGUACCCGUACUAGGAUUCAGUUCUUGAAUGUUUUCGUUCCUGUUUCGUUUCCAUUUUUAUUUCUGUUUCCGCGAAUCUCUACAAACUUCGAUUCGGUUUUCUUUCGGUUUCGGUGUAUAUGUAAAAUGGUCUUAAUUUGUAUCGGAACUAAGAAUUCAAAUGGGAAAGACACCAAACAAACGCAAAGUUUACACCAGAAAUACAUUUAUUCAGAAUAGUCUGUUCACAUAAAAUCGAAAAAGUGUAACUUUUUGGCGUGUUUCUGUACUGGUGGCCCUUCGUGUCAUUGCCAAAGUUUAAGCAGAGGCGGGGGCGGCUUCCUCACAAGCCGGGUUGUUUUCCCACUCAGCAACACCUUCUGGAGCACCGGUGAAUUCUACACCAUCCUCACACU
This is a messenger RNA of Mercenaria mercenaria, 3429 nucleotides long. RefSeq names its product bile acid-CoA:amino acid N-acyltransferase-like. The record is from RefSeq and is a predicted model, not a curated record. Gene Ontology annotation, biological process: fatty acid metabolic process; acyl-CoA metabolic process. Gene Ontology annotation, molecular function: fatty acyl-CoA hydrolase activity. NCBI's taxonomy places the organism in Eukaryota, Metazoa, Mollusca, Bivalvia, Venerida, Veneridae. Bases 3 to 1340 code for a protein of 445 amino acids. The transcript is spliced from 8 exons.